Messenger RNA from Anthonomus grandis grandis, 667 nucleotides. RefSeq names its product heat shock factor-binding protein 1. Bases 178 to 432 code for a protein of 84 amino acids. Lineage: Eukaryota; Metazoa; Arthropoda; Insecta; Coleoptera; Curculionidae. Gene Ontology annotation, biological process: cellular heat acclimation. The transcript has 3 exons. Gene Ontology annotation, cellular component: nucleus; cytosol. The record is from RefSeq and is a predicted model, not a curated record. Gene Ontology annotation, molecular function: transcription corepressor activity.
UUGACGUCAUCUUGUCAAUGUGAUUGAAACUUGAAAGUGACACUAGACAAUUGUUUACAUUCUCAAUUUGUAUAAUCCUCUGCAUUUUUUUCUUUUUCAUUUUUAAUUCCUAGACAGUUUAUUUAUAAAGCAUAGGACUCGGAUUAAAUUAAGUAAAAGAAUCCUUGGUGAUCCAGUAUGGUUGAUGUAAAGGACGAUAUGAUGAACAAUGAGUCUGAUACCUAUGGUAGUGCCAAUGCAGCUGAUCCAAAAAAUGUACAGGAAUUAACACAAUAUGUCCAAAGUUUACUACAAACUAUACAAGACAAAUUUCAAAAUAUGUCUGACCAAAUUUUAACUAGAAUUGAUGAAAUGGGGACCCGAAUAGAUGACUUGGAGAAGAAUAUUGGUGAUUUAAUGACCCAAGCGGGUGUAGAAGGACCUGAUAAGUAAACCCCAUAUCAGUAUGUAUCACCAGGUGAUACAACAGGGAUAUUUUAACAAAAAUGUUCUCGGUUAAGUUUUUAAGUUAUUUAUGUAAGACAUGUUUAGUUUUUAGUCCAAUUUAACAUAUUUAUCCACUGCUUCUGUAUAAUAAGACCAAAUAAUAAACUGUAAACUAUUAUUUAGUCAUAACAUGCAAGUCAGCCUUUUUUAAGGAAAUAUAUUUGUGUUAUUUUUUAAUGAA